UUCAUUCUUAUCUUUCGACUACCUUUUAAGUGAACAGGAAACGGUCGAUAUGAGAUUUUUGGUGCUUCUCUUAGUAAGUGUGUGCAUUGUAUUAUUAUGCACCUAUACCUACGCUGAAAGUAAAAUGGAUAUAGAAGCACGUCACCACCAUCAUCAUGGGCAUCAUCAUGGGCAUCAUCAUGGACAUCAUCAUGGACAUCACCAUCACCAUGGGCAUCAUCACCAUCAUGGUCACCACCAUCACCAUGGGCAUCAUCACCAUCAUGGACAUCAUCAUCAUCACGGCCAUCAUCAUCAUCAUGGACAUCAUCAUCACCAUGGUCAUCACCACCAUCAUGGCCACCACCAUGGUCACCAUCAUCAUCAUGGACAUCAUCACGGACAUCAUCACGGACAUCACCAUGGACAUCACCAUGGACAUCACCACUAA
Stegodyphus dumicola is the source of this 430-nucleotide messenger RNA. RefSeq lists its product as uncharacterized. The record is from RefSeq and is a predicted model, not a curated record. Lineage: Eukaryota; Metazoa; Arthropoda; Arachnida; Araneae; Eresidae.